This is a messenger RNA of Athalia rosae (coleseed sawfly), 2823 nucleotides long. RefSeq names its product neuropeptides capa receptor-like. The transcript has 6 exons. The record is from RefSeq and is a predicted model, not a curated record. Gene Ontology annotation, cellular component: plasma membrane. Bases 1168 to 2550 code for a protein of 460 amino acids. Gene Ontology annotation, molecular function: neuropeptide receptor activity. NCBI's taxonomy places the organism in Eukaryota, Metazoa, Arthropoda, Insecta, Hymenoptera, Athaliidae. Gene Ontology annotation, biological process: neuropeptide signaling pathway.
UAAUUCUCGUCUUCCUUGUAACGGGGAUUCGCGUCGCCGCAAAUUCAACGUUUCCUAGCAUUGAGCUACAGUUGUCGCGAAUGAAAACGUAACAAAUCUCGACCGUUUCAAUCCACCUACGAAGUAUUAGAUGUUAUCAGUAACGACGAGUACAAACAGCUGGAUGGAUUGGCUGAGUUACAACGUGAUUUAGCCUAUCGCGUUCAAUAUCAAAAGAUUUUAUCUAGCGGUUACACAUCUUAGGAGAUGUUCAUUAGUCGACACUUAAUGAUCGUCGCAGGUGUAUUAAUUGCCGGCGAUUCUUACAGCUGAACUAAAGUUGACUAAUUUUAACGAAUCGGGAAAUGUAUUGAGAUAGUUGAGUGAAAAUUCUGUACAGUGAAAAGAACGUUGAUAUGAUGGCUUCAAAAUUCAGACAGCAAAUUUUCAAAAAUAUCAUUUCUUUCGGUCAAGUAUUUUCCAGUAGAGGAUCGAGUCAGUGCAUGACUUAAUUUUUCAUUGUUACACGGAUCCGUCGGUUUAUGUAAAAUCACUCACGUGCUACAGUGUCGACGGAUUUAUUAAAAUGUUAUUGUUCUUUUUGUUCAAAUUUUUUUCAUAAAUUUUCAAUAAUCGUGAAUAUGCGACUACGACACGGAGUUGUAAGCUCAAAGUAAAUAAAAGCUUAUAGGUCAGUGCGAAGAGACGAAGAUACUCGACAGUAAAUAGUAUACAAUAAUUUCGAGGAGCGAGACGAAUGAAUUAUAGGUAUACCUAUAACUGGGAUAAAAAGAUGCUGUGAAAAGAUGAAGAGAAAUUUCAAUGAAAUUUGGUGCGGAAUGACGACGGUUCAUUGCUAUAGUUUUCGUGUUAACAAUCAACGGAUCUUGCACGACGUCUUGCAAUUAGUCGGCCCGAUUCGGACCCUAUAGUAUAACUGUAUGAAGUUCAACUCAAGUUUAAAGAUCUUGGUGUUUUCAACUCUUGCAAUCUAUCUUUUACAGUACCCCCCGAGAUAUUUGCAGUAAUUUAUCACCUGCUAAACGGCGAGGAUUCAAACUUUAUCAUCGCACCGAAACGAUUCACUUUGAGGAAAGUUUAAGGUGUUAAAAAAAAAAAAACGAGAAAAACAAAAUUAAAGAAGAAAAUUGACUCCGGAGUUGUUGGUUUUUGGUUUCACGUGCAACGAUGUUGGAUUCCGACGUUACGGAUCUUUCAGUAUAUCCGGAAUUGUUGAAUUUAACGGAAAGUGAACUGCUGGAAACUGUCCUGGGACCUAAACAUUUGCCGCUGAAAGUAAUUUUGCCCCUGACCCUGGCUUACGUUACUAUAUUUGUCACCGGUGUAUUUGGCAAUGUGGUAACGUGUUUAGUGAUUGCCAAAAAUCCUGCAAUGCGAACUGCCACGAAUUACUAUCUUUUCAGCUUGGCCAUCUCCGAUCUGAGCUUGCUUCUAUUGGGCUUACCAAACGAGCUCAGCGUGUUCUGGCAGCAGUAUCCAUGGGCACUGGGUGUCGGAUUAUGUAAAAUUAGAUCUUACGUCUCCGAACUGUCAUCCUACGUUUCGGUUCUGACGAUAGUCGCCUUCUCGAUGGAACGAUAUCUGGCAAUUUGUCACCCGUUACAUCUCUACGCCAUGAGUGGAUUGAAGAGACCGAUUCGUUUCAUCGUGGCAGCUUGGUCGGUGGCAAUCGUCUGCGCCAUUCCGUUUGCCGUUUACCCGACAGUCCACUACGUCGACUAUCCCAUAGGUUCCGGACACCAUUCUGAAAACUCUGCGAUCUGUGCGAUGCUUCUGCACAGCAUGCCGAAGUUUCCCCUUUAUGAAAUGAGCUGUAUCGUCUUCUUCCUGGUACCCAUGGCAGUGAUCCUCGUCCUUUACGCUAGAAUGGGACUCAAAAUUCGAAGGAGCACUCGAAACACCCUCGGGCCAAUCGUCGACGGCUAUGUACACGGGGAAUCACGCCAAAUACAGUCUCGAAAAGCGGUUAUCAGGAUGCUGAGUGCUGUCGUUGUCAUGUUUUUCAUUUGCUGGGCUCCGUUUCACGCCCAACGACUUCUGUACGUCUACGGUCAGGACUCCGAUUACUAUCCGGACAUAAACGAAUGGUUUUUCACAGUGGGCGGAUGCCUGUAUUAUUUCAGUACAACGGUGAACCCUAUUCUCUACAACGUGAUGAGCGCAAAAUACAGAGGAGCUUUUAAAAAGCUCCUGCUUUGCUCUCCGCAAGGAGGAAUCGGUCCUACGCGAGACGCGAGCAGCUUUCGUGAGACUUCCCUUUGCCAAUGCGAUUCGAGGGAUAAUGGGAUUCAACCGUUGCAAAUAAGAAGUCCCAAGUAUCGUUCCGUGAGAUGCACGAUCGAUCACGCGAAAGAAAUUUUGAGCACUCCUGGCAGAGUCUACGGUAAUAAAGAUGCAAUUAAUAGUGGCUCGCCUCGAUCAAGGUUGCUGAAAGUCGAUCAAAACGGAGUGAGGACGCCUCUUCUCGAUAACCGAUCUUCGAUUACCCCUAACGAAACUGGACGGCGUCCGUUGGAACCUUGCGAUUCAACAGCGAGCAGCAAUUUGUGAUCGAAUUAUGAUCGUCGAUUCUAUACAAAUAAAUGACCAAAGAUCACAUCAUCUAAUAAUUGAACCGCUCGUCUUCGUAUCGGACGUUUUUUUUUUUUAAGUAUAUUAAUUAUUUAAAUCAGUUCAGAUAUUUUUGAUCGCUUUAUCUGAUUAAUUAUCGUUGUACGAACGAAACUUCUGUGUCAACGGAAUUGUAAUUCUCAUUAAAAUGUUGUAAUUUACCUCGGAUUUCCUUGCCUGUUACAAAAAAAUGAAUAAACCAUCUAACUUGAA